This is a messenger RNA of Varanus komodoensis (Komodo dragon), 1598 nucleotides long. It is a transcript of the gene LRRC39, whose product is annotated as leucine rich repeat containing 39. The transcript is spliced from 9 exons. The coding region runs from base 530 to 1582 and encodes 350 amino acids. Lineage: Eukaryota; Metazoa; Chordata; Lepidosauria; Squamata; Varanidae. The record is from RefSeq and is a predicted model, not a curated record. Gene Ontology annotation, molecular function: protein binding.
GCCCAGUAUUUUAAAAGUGCUGCUGCUCUGUUCCCCGAAUGGCACUUCUAGCAUACCAAAUUCCGCGUGCAUGCCUCUAAUUAUAGCCCUAGUGACAUUAUAGUAAAUAUAGAAAAAGAAUGUCCUUUGUGCAGAGCAGCUGAGUGCUCAUGAGUUCCUAAAAUAUAAUGGCAAGUACCGAACAGUAGAAAUGUAUUCAAAAUGAGCAAAUAUAUUAGAGAGCUGUGGAGGUCAGUCACAGCAAAACUUCAUAUUCCCAGCUAAUGUCAUCAGUUAAAAUUAGAACUUGGCUGGCAUUACAUUACACUUUGUCGUAGAUGGUGGGAGGGCUGUAAAUGGCUUCAGCAAUCCAGGCAAGAUUCAUGAUGGAUUUCUAUUUGGGAGAAAAGAGUGAGCCAUGGGAAAACUGAGAAUGGUUUUGCCUCUGUUGGAGGUCAGUUACAAUUAAGGAUAUAAGACACUUGAAAAUCUCUUCUGGUUUUCCAUUCUUAUAUACAUGAUGGUCUGUAAGGAAUAGCAAUGCUGAAAAAUGAAACCUGAUGCUGAAUCAGAAUGCGAAAGACCUGCAACAGAAAUUGCAGUUGGUGUUGGCUCAUUUUCGGCAGUUAAGGCACUUUGGGAAAUCAGAAUUGAGAAAAUAACAGAAGAACUUCGAAAAGAAAAAGAAUUCCGUCAGAGGGCUGUAGGGAGACUGACCCUUGUUUGGGAAGAAAAGGCCAGUUUGGCCAAACUUAAAGAAAAAGUAACCACUGAAGAUGGAAGGGCUGUUUUAAGGAUUGAGCAGGAAGAAUGGAAGACUCUACCUUCUUGUUUACUGAGACUGAACCACCUCCAGGAAUGGCAGCUUCACAGAAUCAAUUUGGUAAAAAUCCCUCAAUUCAUUGGUCGCUUUCAAAAUCUCAUUGUUCUAGAUCUGUCCCGAAAUUCCAUUGCGGAAAUCCCUAGGGAGAUUGGUCAGUUGUCAAAUCUCCAAGAGCUGAUCCUCAGUUACAAUAAAAUCAAAUCUGUUCCUAAAGAGCUGUGCAAUUGUGUCAGCUUAGAAAGAUUGGACCUGGCAGUGAAUCGUGACAUCGCUGAGCUUCCCUAUCAGCUCAGGGAAAUGAAGAAGCUUUACCACCUGGAUCUGAGCAUGAACAAUUUUACCACCUUCCCAUCAGUUGUCCUGGAUAUGCCAAACCUGGAAUGGUUAGACUUGGGGAGCAAUCAGCUUAAAGAAAUCCCUGGCAAUCUUGACAGAGCAGAAAACUUGCAUACUUUGUGGCUUCAAAGAAAUCAAAUCACUUUCUUACCAGAGUCCAUUUGUAACUUAAAAAACCUGAGCACACUUGUCCUUACUGGCAACAGACUCCAAGAUAUUCCUGCUUUCAUGAAAGAUGUGACAAACCUAAGAUUUGUCAACUUCAGAGACAACCCGCUGAAGUUGCAGGUAACACUUCCACCUUGUGAGAAUACUGAAGAGGAAGAGGAACGGGAACUGCAUGGCAUUGAGUUCAUGCAUGCAUACAUUGAGGAGUCACUCAGGAGAAAAGAAAACAUGGAAAGUGAUACUCCAGAUGGUGCCUCAGCUGACAAGGAAAAAUAAAAUUCCAUGUCCUUUC